Molecule: messenger RNA, 1338 nt
Organism: Striga asiatica
Lineage: Eukaryota; Viridiplantae; Streptophyta; Magnoliopsida; Lamiales; Orobanchaceae
Source: the annotation of a GenBank genome assembly
AUGGAAGAAAAAGGAGGUGUCUUGAUGCAAAAAUACGAGCUGGGAAAAUUGCUCGGGCAGGGCACUUUUGCCAAGGUUUACCACGCAAGGGAUAUCAAGAAUGGGAACAGUGUAGCUAUCAAGGUUAUGGACAAGGAGAAAAUUUCGAAAGGUGGGCUGGUCGAGCAAAUCAAACGGGAAAUUUCCAUAAUGAGCCGUGUAAGGCACCCAAACAUCGUGCAGCUUUAUGAGGUGAUGGCCACCAAAACCAAAAUAUAUUUCGUGAUGGAAUAUAUGAAAGGCGGGGAGCUCUUCAACAAGGUGGCCAAGGGAAAACUGAAUCCCGAAGCUGCACGAAAAUAUUUUCAGCAGCUGAUUAGCGCCGUCGAUUUUUGUCACAGCCGGGGAGUUUAUCACAGGGACCUCAAGCCUGAGAAUCUUCUCCUCGACGACAACGGUGAUUUGAAAGUCUCGGAUUUUGGGCUUAGCGCACUUCACGAAUCGAGAAGGAAAGACGGGCUUUUACACACUAUGUGUGGGACCCCGGCUUAUGUGGCGCCUGAGGUUGUCAGUAGGAGAGGAUAUGAUGGCGCGAAAGCGGAUAUCUGGUCGUGUGGGGUUAUCCUGUUUGUUCUGUUGACUGGCUAUUUACCUUUUCAUGACUCGAAUUUAAUGGAGAUGUACAGGAAAAUAGGAAAAGGGGAGUUCAAGUGCCCGGUGUGGGUCCCGCCUGAUGCCCGGAGGCUGAUUUCGAAGAUGUUGGACACGAAUCCGAGUACAAGGAUAAGUAUGUCCAAGAUCAUGAAUAAUUCUUGGUUUCGUAAGGGGUUUCAAAAUGCCGAUAGUGAUUUUGUUGCGACUCGUGGGGGUGUUAUUAAUUUGAAGGAAGAAGAAGCAGUUGAGGAAGAAAGUGUUGAAUUUGGAAAGCCGGUAAAUCUAAAUGCUUUUGAAAUAAUUUCGCUAUCUGCCGGUUUCAACUUGUCGGGCAUGUUCGAGGAGGACGCGAGUCGAAAGAAAGAGGUCAAGUUCACAACCAACCAGCCGAUCAAGACUGUCAUCUCCAAAUUGGAGGAAUUAGCCGAGCGUCUGAAGAUGAAGGUGAUGAAAAAGAAGCACGGAGGGUUUUUGAAAAUGGAGGGCUCAAAAGAAGGGAGGAAAGGCACGUUGUCGAUAGAUGCAGAUAUUUUCCAAGUGGGCCCGGAUUUUCACUUGGUAGAGAUGAGAAAGUCGAAUGGGGACACGCUGGAGUAUUGGAAGUUGAUGGAUCGCGAAAUCAGACCAGCUCUAAAAGACAUUGUGUGGGCGUGGCAAGGGGACGAGCCUCAACAAUCUGUACCAACUCAAGUUACAGAGGCCUAA